CCUUGCCGCUCUGGAAGGGGAUGGAACCAGGCUAAUCGAGGAUUAAGCUGGCAAGCAGAGACAGCUGGGAGUUGUUAAAGUAGAAGGACAACCCGAGGCCCUCAAAGAAGGCAUGAAGGCAGAAAAGGAGGAGGGGCUACCCAGCCAGAAUUUGGGAUGCAACCUGAGAGUGCCUGCCUGUUGCUGCCUGCAGCCUGAAGAAACCAGAUUUGGGUGGGGGGGUUAGUGAGGGGUGUCUCUCUCUCUCUCUCCAUCAUCAAGUUCUAGCUCUCCAUUUGGAUGCUGCGAGAAGAAGAGGUCGUUGCUGGCAGCUACGGCAGCCUCAACAUGGACAUGGAAGAGCUGGCUAGAGAGAGCAUCAGCUUGCUAGCCAAGCCUACCUUGGAGUCAGACGGUCCCAACCUCUCCUCAGCUGGGGCUGUCUUUAUUCUGCUGAAGUCGGCUUUAGGAGCAGGACUUCUCAACUUCCCCUGGGCGUUCAAUAAGGCUGGAGGAAUCCUCCCGGCUGUUCUCGUGGAGCUGGUCUCCUUGAUAUUUCUGAUCAGUGGCUUAGUGAUCCUGGGCUAUGCGGCCUCUAUAAGCAUGCAGACAACAUACCAGGGGGUUGUCAGAGAGAUCUGUGGGCCAGCCAUUGGGAAGCUCUGCGAAGCCUGCUUCAUUUUGAACCUCUUCAUGAUCUCGGUGGCUUUUCUCAGAGUGAUGGGUGAUCAGCUAGAAAAAUUGUGCGAUUCGUUCUAUCCAAACGAUACCUUGAGCGGUGGGACCUCUCACCAGCACUGGUUCACGGACAAUCGCUUCACUUUGUCUGUGCUAUGUGUCCUGGUUAUUUUCCCUCUCUCUGUCCCAAGAGAAAUUGGAUUCCAGAAGUACACAAGUAUUCUUGGGACCUUGGCUGCUUGCUAUUUAAUGCUAGUCAUCAUAAUAAAAUAUUACAUCAGAACGGAUCACAGUGUCAAGUAUGAGCAUCACCGUUCUUCCGGGGUUUCUUCCUGGGCUUCUGUGUUCAGUGUUGUCCCAACAAUCUGCUUUGGAUUUCAGUGCCAUGAGGCAUGCAUUGCCAUCUACAGCAGCAUGAAAAAUAAGAAGCUCUCCCACUGGGUUCUGGUAUCUGUGGUGUCCAUGCUGUUCUGCUUGCUUAUUUAUUCUCUGACAGGGCUCUAUGGCUAUUUGACAUUCGGUGCUGAUGUCGCUGCUGAUAUCCUGAUGUCCUACCCUGGAACUGACGUGGUGGUCAUCAUAGCUCGGCUAUUGUUUGGAGUCUCUAUCAUCACCAUCUACCCGAUUGUUCUUCUGCUGGGAAGGUCAGUCUUACAGGACAUCUGCUUUGGCACCAAGCACUGUUCCAUCCUGACCACUGAGCCCUAUGAGAAAUGGCUGCGCAUCUUGCUUACCACCGUGUGGGUUAUGGUGACGCUAAUCAUCGCCCUCUUCGUCCCUGACAUCAGUGACAUCAUCAGCGUCAUUGGGGGCAUCAGCGCUUUCUUCAUCUUCAUCUUUCCAGGGCUGUGUUUGGUGUGUACAAUGGAGACAGAAACAGUCAUGCCAAGGACUAAGUCCUUCCUGAUCAUCUGGGGUAUCAUCACUGUCCUGUGUGGUGCAUUCAUCUUUGGACAAAGCACAACUAUCGCCAUCAUGGAACUGAUGCAUAAACUCUAGCAGCAUCAAGUUGGAGACAGUUGUAAGGUUAGCAGCCUUGGGUGGAAAAUGGACUCCGUUCUUGCAGGUUGACUAAUCCUGCCAAAGGUUUCUGAGUAACUCAGACAGGUAUUUUUUUGCAGUGGUUACUGGCUGAGCAGAACUUAAACAAUGCUCUUUUUUAAAAAAAAAUAUUUCUAACAUUUGUUUAUAUAAAUAAAAAUUUACACAAGUGA
Heteronotia binoei (common prickly gecko) is the source of this 1871-nucleotide messenger RNA. It is a transcript of the gene SLC38A8, whose product is annotated as solute carrier family 38 member 8. Bases 280 to 1656 code for a protein of 458 amino acids. NCBI's taxonomy places the organism in Eukaryota, Metazoa, Chordata, Lepidosauria, Squamata, Gekkonidae. The record is from RefSeq and is a predicted model, not a curated record. Gene Ontology annotation, molecular function: amino acid transmembrane transporter activity. The transcript has 11 exons. Gene Ontology annotation, biological process: amino acid transmembrane transport.